Molecule: messenger RNA, 1851 nt
Organism: Sebastes umbrosus (honeycomb rockfish)
Lineage: Eukaryota; Metazoa; Chordata; Actinopteri; Perciformes; Sebastidae
Product: BTB/POZ domain-containing protein kctd15-like
Exons: 5
Coding region: 526-1338 (270 amino acids)
Biological process (GO): protein homooligomerization
Molecular function (GO): protein binding
Source: RefSeq, a predicted model, not a curated record
AAAUCGGAUCAGUGUGCGCGCAGCCCCGCGGCGUCUCCAUCUCCAUCUAACCAGCGCGCAAUAAUUGAAAUGGCGCAUUUAUCCGCAGGCUGUAGGGGGAGAGGCUGAAUGCGUGAAGACAGACGUCAUCUGGCUCCCAGAGAGCCACAGGGAUGUUUGAUGUUUGUUAGAAUAUAUGUGAAAAAGAAGAAGAUUCAUGUUUAAACCUGAUGGAUAUACUAAAUUAUUCUGAUUAAUCAUCUUUGUGACAGGGCGGAGGCGGAGGGAUCUAUUUUCUCUCUCUCCUCGGUUUGACAGGAGCGAGUUGGAGCGCGUUAUUGUGAGCUAAUCCUGAUCCUGGUCCCCCCGGGGGGUCUGGAAGGCCCCGGGCUGGACUCCUCUUUAUUCUCCUGGAGGAGACGACACGGACCGGCUCGUUCAGCUCCUUCUGCUUCACUCACAUACAGCAGGACAGACGAGGACAAACAGCAGGACUGAUCACCGACCGGAAUCCUCACAUUUCGGAGCAGACAGACGCCGGUCUCCAUGUCCUCUGUGUCAUUGUCCUCUCAGGAAGGGCGGAGCAUGUCCAGGAUGUCUCUGAGCCGCUCACCUGCGUCCCCCAUGACCCCCCAGGGUAUCCCGUCACCCGCCCAGCUCACCAAGGCCAACGCCCCUGUGCACAUCGACGUGGGGGGUCACAUGUACACCAGCAGCCUGGCGACGCUCACCAAAUACCCAGAGUCCAGGAUCAGUCGUCUGUUUAACGGCACUGAGCCCAUCGUGUUGGACAGUCUGAAGCAGCACUACUUCAUCGACCGAGACGGAGAAAUCUUCCGCUACAUCCUCAGCUUCCUGCGGACCUGCAAACUGCUGCUGCCUGAAGACUUCAAGGACUUCCCUCAGCUCUACGAGGAGGCCCGGUUCUACCAGCUGACUCCGAUGGUUCGGGAGUUGGAUCGCUGGCAGGUGGAGCGAGAGGCCCAGCGGGCGCCACCCUGCGAGUGUCUGGUGGUUCGAGUCACGCCGGAUCUGGGCGAGAGGAUCGCGUUGAGCGGAGAGAAGGUCCUGAUCGAGGAGAUCUUCCCCGAGACCGGAGACGUCAUGUGUAACUCCGUCAACGCCGGCUGGAACCAGGACCCGACCCACGUCAUCCGCUUCCCACUCAACGGAUACUGCAGACUCAACUCUGUACAGGUCCUGGAGCGUCUGUUCCAGAAAGGCUUCAUCAUGAAGGCGUCCUGUGGCGGCGGCGUCGACUCGUCCCAGUUCAGCGAGUACGUCUUGUGUCGUGACCUGCGGCACAGCCAGUCCAUCACCAGCACACCGAUCCGGAUCAAACAGGAGCCGCUGGACUAACCUCCAACACCACCACCAUUUAUUAACUCACAUCUGGAUCCAGCAGACGUCUCCAGCAGCAGCUCAGACCUGAAGACUUGGAAACAAACUUUAAGCGACCUUUGACCUCUGCAGACUUCACUUUGGAUCGAAUGUUUUCAUUUUGAGCCUGAUGAUGAAGCAACAAGUCAUAAAACUGCCACGUGUAAAUAUUUGUAAUAACAUUGUUCUGUGUAUACAGGUGAAUGGUCGUUUUUAUACGUGUGCGGAUAAUUUAAUUCUUUUUAUAAAGCUGCCCCUUUUGAAACUGUAUAUUUAAUGUAUUUGUCAGCUGGUGUCACUAUUUCUCAUUUGUACAGAUGUAUUAAUAGAAACAUUAAAAAGUCACGACGUCUUCUCGCGAGGAUCAAAUUCUACAAAAACUCUUUGUCAUUUUCUUUAUUUCAUUUUUUUUGCAAAGGUACAAACAACUGUAAAAUUGCAUUGCCUGAAAUGCGUCAGGAUUGAAUACAGAAUGUAGGAAAUAUAAAUAGU